Ctenocephalides felis (cat flea) is the source of this 1505-nucleotide messenger RNA. Its product is annotated as zinc finger CCCH domain-containing protein 15 homolog. Bases 143 to 1333 code for a protein of 396 amino acids. NCBI's taxonomy places the organism in Eukaryota, Metazoa, Arthropoda, Insecta, Siphonaptera, Pulicidae. The transcript has 6 exons. Gene Ontology annotation, biological process: cytoplasmic translation. The record is from RefSeq and is a predicted model, not a curated record. Gene Ontology annotation, molecular function: mRNA binding; metal ion binding. Gene Ontology annotation, cellular component: cytosol.
UAAGAAUUGACGUCGUCACCCGUCCAUGUGCUUUGUUUCUUCCCGAAAAAUAUUUGACGUAUUGCUUUAAAUUUUUGCGUAAAUUUUAGUUAAUAAUAUAAAUAAAGAUAUUUAUAUAAUUUUGUUAUAACAUAUAUUAAAAAUGCCUCCGAAAGCUAAAGCCGGUGGCCCAAGUAAAAAGACUGAGCAAAAGAAAAAAGAAAAAGUUAUCGAGGAUAAAACAUUUGGUUUGAAAAAUAAAAAGGGAGCAAAACAACAAAAAUUCAUUCAACAAGUGGAAAAACAAGUAAAAAGUGGUGGAGUACAUCCUGCAAACAAUGCCGAUGCAAAGAAAGCAGAGAAGGAGAAGAAAUUAAAAGAACAAAAAGAAAUGAAUUUAUUAUUUAGGCCUGUCCAGACACAGAAAGUAGAAAAAGGUGCUGAUCCAAAAUCUGUUUUAUGUGCUUUCUUCAAAAAUGGGCAAUGUGGGAAAGGAGAUAAAUGUAAAUUUUCUCAUGAUUUAACCAUUGAGCGUAAAGCAGAAAAACGUUCUCUUUAUGUUGAUAUGCGUGAUGAAGACACAAUGGAAAACUGGGAUGAAGAAAAGUUAAAAGAAGUGGUAGAAAAAAAGCAUGGAGAGAAUGAGAAGAAGAUGCCAACCACAGAUAUUAUUUGCAAACAUUUUUUGGAAGCUGUAGAAAAAUCAAAAUAUGGAUGGUUUUGGGAAUGCCCUUCUGGUGCAAAAUGUUUUUAUAGACAUGCCUUGCCCCCAGGCUUCACACUUAAAAAAGAUAAAGUUAAAGAUGAUAAAAAGAAUGAAAUAUCGUUAGUUGAUUUAAUAGAAAGAGAAAGAGCAGCUCUUGGUCCCAACCAAACAAAAAUAACAUUAGAGUCUUUCAUUGCAUGGAAGAAGAGAAAACUACAAGAGAAAAAGGAUGCUGCCAGUAGAGAUGAGGAAAAGAAAAGAAAUGAUUUCAAAGCAGGGCGUCAAGUGGGAAUAUCUGGACGUGAAAUGUUUAGCUUUAAUCCUGAACUUGCUGCUGAAGGUGAUAUUGAAGAUGGUGAUGAAGCAUUUGAUGUUUAUCAACGAGAAGAGGAGGAAGAAAGUGUUGAAUAUAAAGAAUUGGAACUAGAUCUUAUUGGUCUUGAUGCACAAGAGGUUGAUGGUUCUGGAACUGUAGCAGCUGAAGAUCGAUUGAAAUCAGAAAAAGAAUCUUCUGAAGAUGUUGCUCUAACGAAUGGAAAUUCUAAUUCACAAGUUGAAUCUGCAGUUCCAAUUAAUGAGAAUCUAUUCUUAGAUGAAGAUCUUGAUGCUUUGGAUGAUGAAUUAGAAGACUUGGAUUUAAAUGAGUGACCCUAAAUACUUGCUGGAAUUUUGUAAAAAGAAAUUUAGUAACAUCUAAGACGAUUUUAUGUAAUUGUGUAUUUUAAAUUAUGAGCACAUGAAAUAAUAGAAUACUUGAAUUUAUUUGGAUUUGGAUAGUUAAAUUAUUGUAAAUCGUGGAAGAUUUAUGAAAGCAAAAAUA